AUGUACUUAUUUGUAAAAUUUUCACCCCCUCCAAACUUCCUCAGCUCCAUUCCUUCAAUUCCCUAUAAUAUUGCUGGCGGUAUUCCUCCUUUCUCAAUUGCAGCCACAACACCCACAAUUGGAGAGACUUCUACAGCUAAUAAUUCCUCUAAUAAUUCUUAUCUUCAACAACAACCCCCACUUUCAUCUUCUCGGGGAAUUUCUAAAUCGCCUGUACCAAAUAAAUUAUCGCCUCAACAAAAAUGUGGGGGAAGAGUUAGCCAGCCUGGUUUCGAUGGUUGUACUCCAGAUAAUUCAAAUAAUUCUCAAUGGUCACCAAUCUCUGAAAAUUCAUCUUGUCAGGCCAACAGAGACCAACAAGAUCCCAAAAUUAUUAGUGAACACAAAGUAGAAAUUUAUGAAGAAACGGACUAUAAUAAUCAACAAGCAUCCCCUCAAAGAAUUCUUCCCCGAACUUCAACUCCUUAUUCGCCCGAAGGUCGUCAGUUGGUUAUCGACGAUAACGCUGAGGACCAUGACAAUAAUAAUAAUAGUGAUGGGACUACCAACCAUCAAAUACAACACAAUUUUAGUGGAAAUUUUAAUAAUGGAGGGACGGAAUAGA
Molecule: messenger RNA, 604 nt
Organism: Meloidogyne enterolobii
Lineage: Eukaryota; Metazoa; Nematoda; Chromadorea; Rhabditida; Meloidogynidae
Source: the annotation of a GenBank genome assembly